Messenger RNA from Monosiga brevicollis MX1, 1820 nucleotides. RefSeq lists its product as uncharacterized. Gene Ontology annotation, cellular component: cytoplasm. The record is from RefSeq and is a predicted model, not a curated record. Lineage: Eukaryota; Choanoflagellata; Craspedida; Salpingoecidae. The coding region runs from base 126 to 1820 and encodes 564 amino acids. Gene Ontology annotation, molecular function: protein binding. The transcript is spliced from 16 exons.
AGAUUGUGCCCUAUGCUCCCUUCUCAGGAAGCAGCGUAUCCAUCUGGUACAUUCAGCUUCUUGGAUUCACUGAUCCACAGCUCAUUUCCCGAGCAUGCUCAGACUUUGAGCGCCAACAGCAGGACAUGGCCUUGCGAUUGUGCAUCAAGUACCUGCAGUCUCGGGAAGACUUGGCCGACUGCUCCGAACUAAUUGCCAAGCGUCACAAGAUUUCACUAGAACACAGUCUCGUGGCCGAACUACGACACCGAUUAGCGACGCCGGGGCAAAGCUUGGACGCGCUCAAGUUUUUGCAACAGAGCUCCACCGAGCUCUCUUUGUUCGACGACCAUCUAGCAGCUUGCACGCCGCAGUUGCACUGGGAGCAGGUGGUUUGCCACAGUCCCGACUCAAUAAAUCAGACCGCCUCGCAGCCGCUCCGCCCAGGCCCGCGUGGGGGUCAUCAGAUGUGCAUUGACCCUUCCAAUAACGUCAUUUACCUUCUUGGCGGGUGGGACGGCCGACGUGACCUGGGAGACCUGUGGAGAUUUGACACUAUAAACGAAACCUGGGAAUUGUUGUCGCCCGAUGUCGAGGAUGAUGGCGGACCUUGCCCCCGCUCCUGCCAUUGCGCUGCCAUUAGCGUUCGACGUCAAGAAUUGUAUGUCUUUGGACAGUACAUUGACCGCGAGGAACAGACUGAAAACUCGACAAGGCCCCACCUCUUUGUCUACAGUAUUGCCCGCCGCGCUUGGUCCAUGGUUGCUCAAAAUGGACGAGGACCACGGCUUCUCUACGAUGCGCAGAUGUCAAUCGACGAUGAAGCAGGCACGGUAUACAUUUCUGGGGGGCGAGCCAUGUGGCUGGGGGCCAUUGGAGACCUCUAUGGUGGUCUCUACGCCUUUGACUGCCAGUCUCGACAAUGGAGAACUCUGCGGGAGGAUGGUGAGCGGCGGGGUCAGUGCCCCAGCGAUACCCGCUUCUACGGGCGGUCUGGCCAUACCAUGGUGUUUAUGCCUACAACCAAGAGCCUCUACAUUUUUGGUGGCCAGCGCGCGGGUCUGCACUUGGCUGAUUUUCUGCGCUACGAUACCUCGCAAGACGUGGUGACACUUGUGCAGCACGAUGCCAUGUGCUUUGGUGGUCCCACCGCUGGGUUUACACAGCGUGGAAGCUGUGAUCCCACGCGGAAUGAGAUUUACAUUGUCUCGGGUAUUGUCAAGGAGACUGCGAUUGGACAGUCCAAAAUUGGCAAUCAUUUGUGGAUCUAUAACUGCAAUUCUGAAACCUGGCGAUUGGCAGAAGUGACAGCGCACUGUGAGAGCAUGAGUCCGCUGCCGCGCUAUGCUCACCAGACACACUACAUGUUUGGCGGCAACCCAGCGAGCAAGAAGAGUCGGGCACGGUUGGGCGACCUGUGGCGCUUUUACGUGCAGCGGCCUCAAGCUGAUGACAUACUGGCUGAAUGUGCCUUUCAGCUCCGCUGCCUGCAUGCACGGGAUCUAGCCGCGCGCAACCCUGUUGACGGCAUUCAGUUUCUGCGCUCUGUGGUGGCACCCACCGUUCUCCAAGAGCGCCGACAUGACAUCCGCGCGUAUGAGCAACUGGUGGGCAUGUGUCUUCGUGGAGCCCCUGUCGAUGCAUUGACGCGGAAAAGGGUUACCGAAGACAUUUUCAGGUUUAUUCGCGAAGAUCUGCGUGGCCCUUCGGUGGCGCUGGAGUCGCUUGCCCUCAAGGUCUUGCUGCAAUCUUCCAGCACGCGUACGGGAUCCAUAACUUCGGGUGCAAGCCCCACUGCUGCCGCCACCACCGUCGCCAGUCGUUCUGGCGCAUUGAUGUGA